AUGAUUCGUACUCCAACACAUACAAUCCGGGUUGGCGAGAUCAUCCAAAUUUCAGUCGGAACAAAUCCUACUUUCAAUCAACAAGGUGGAUACCAAUUCAUGCAAAGACCACAACAAGAACAUCAAGGCACAAGUGUGGAUGACAAGUUCACUCAUAUGAUGCAAAGUGUGCAAGAGAUUUCAAAGACAAUGCAAGGGUUCAACCAAUACCAGCAGAAAUCCGAGAUGGCUAUGAGAGAUGUGCAAUACCAAGAGAAUGUCAAUGUUGUUGAGCUAAGAAGUAGGAAGCAAGUAGAGAAACCGGCAACAUCACCGGAAUCUCAUGGGCAUUUUUUAGAGCAACAAGAGGAUGAAACGACCCCUAACAAGGCUGAUUUGGUAACAAAUUCUCACUUUAAACCUCUUGUUUCUACUAAUGUCACUUCUCCACCUUUUCCUAGUAGGUUUGCAAAGUCCAAGAAGGACACACUAUACAAAGAAAUUUAUGAGAUAUUCAAGAAUAUCCAAGUGAACAUACCACUCCUUGAAGCAAUAAGGCAAGUUCCUCGCUACGCAAAGUUCCUAAAGGAAUUGUGCACUAACAAACACAAAUUGGUCGGUAAUGAAGUUAUGUAUGUGGGUGAGAAUGCUUCCGCGUAUCUUCAAAAGAAACUCCCGCCAAAGUUGAAGGAUCCCGGUAGUUUCACUAUACCAUGUACAACUGGUACAACCAGGUUUGAUCGUGCUUUUCUAUAUUUAGGAGCAACUAUUAAUGUUAUGCCUACCUCAAUAUAUGAAUCGUUAGACCUUGGUCCUCCUAAGGAUACCGGUAUUAUUAUUCAACUUACUGAUAGGUCCACUACAUACCCGAAAGGGGUUGUGGAAGAUGUUUUGGUGCAGGUUAAUGAGCUUAUUUUUCCUGCAGAUUUUUAUGUUUUAGAUAUGAGGGAUGAAGAUUCACCGUCGUCUACACCGUUGCUGUUGAAUAGACCUUUCAUGAGAACGGCUAGAACUAAAGUUGAUGUUUUUAAAGGCACCAUAACUAUGGAAUUUAACGGUGAACCCAUAAGUUUCAACAUCUUUGAGGCUAUGAGAUACCCGAGUGACGUGCAUUCCUGUUUUUCGGUUGAUGUGAUUGAUUCUUUGUCUCAACAAGUGUUUGAGUUAGACGGUGAUAAUGCGUCAGAGAAGCUAUAA
Molecule: messenger RNA, 1176 nt
Organism: Papaver somniferum (opium poppy)
Lineage: Eukaryota; Viridiplantae; Streptophyta; Magnoliopsida; Ranunculales; Papaveraceae
Exons: 2
Coding region: 1-1176 (391 amino acids)
Source: RefSeq, a predicted model, not a curated record